UGUUUACAUUUCCGUCGCAUGCGCACUAGGUGGCAGGAAUUUAAAAAUCGAUUUGCAAACAUUGAGAACGUUUAUUAAACAAACAUUGAUGUAAUUAAUCUGCUUGCUAACUUAAUUAGAUUAAAGUUUUUUUUUAAUUCUUAAAAUGUAAUGCCUGACAGUUGUUGUGCUAUAGGGUGUAUGAAUAAAAGGAUAAAAGGCGAUAAAAACUUGAGUUUUUACCGCAUUCCUUUUGGAAAUACAGAAACAUCAAAAAACAGAAGAGUUUUAAGCCUUAAAACGUAAAAACUGGCCAAUAAGUAUGAUUGAUAACGCAAGAUUAUGGUAGUAAAUAUUUUAUUUCAGGUAUUUAAUUUUUUUUUUCUUUUGAUAACUAGAAGUUUUUAUAAUAUUAUUAUUAUCUUUGUUUUUAUUUAAUUUAACACAAGUUCAUUAUUUUAAUAAAAUAAAAAAGGUUUUAAUUUUUUUUCUUCUCUAUUUUUAGGCAAAAAAUCAGACAAUCCUAAUAGUCCUGACUAUGUUCCAUCUGUUUUUUUAUACAGACAGCAAUCUUUUUCAAAAAAACAUCAAAGUAUCGAAAGAUUUGAAAGAAGUUGUAAAAGAACAAAAAAAAAUACUGAAGAUAAUUUAUCUCAAACAAAAGCUGAAAAUGAACAGAUGUCAGUUAAUAUGGAUGCAGUAACAUCAGUCGACCCUUUCAAGUUAAAUCAACAAUCUCAGACUGAUGAUGUUAAUUUUGUUGCUGAGCUACAUUCUAAAGUCAAAACUUUGAGUAAAAAUAAUGUUGAAUUAAAGAUUACAAUAAACAAAGCUAUAACAUCAUCUGUUUCUCAAUAUAUUUCGUUUGAAAAACUAAAAGAUGAUAAUUCACUUUUAUCUUUUUAUACUGGUUUGCCAAAUGCAAAUUUAUUUUUGUGGUAUUUAUCAUUGUUUAAUGAUUGUGUAAAACUAAUGAAAAAUAUACCAAUGGAAGACCAUUUAUUGCUAAUAUUAAUGAAAAUCAAACUUGGAUUUUUAAAUAAAGACUUGAGCUUUAGAUUUGGUUUUUCUGAGCCAACAGUCACUAGAAUAUAUAGAUCUUGGCUUCCAAUUAUUGCUGAAAAUGUUAAGUUUUUAAUUGUUUGGCCAGAAAAGCAUGUUUUGCGAAGAAAUUUGCCAACAAGUUUUCGCAAAAAGUUCUAUAAUUGUGUUGCAAUAAUUGAUUGCAUGGAAAUACUCAUUGAAAGACCUUUUAGUCUUCAUGCUCGAGCUCAAACUUGGUCAAAUUAUAAAAACAACAACAAAAUUAAAUAUCUCAUUGGUAUAACUCCAUCAGGUGCUGUAAGUUUUUUAUCCCCUGGAUGGGGUGGUAGAGUUUCAGAUAAAGAAAUUACAAUUAAAUCUGGAUUUUUAGAAAAAAUAACCCAUGGAGAUUGUGUACUUGCUGAUAGAGGAUUUACACUUGUUGAAGAAUUUGCUACAAAAGGUGGGAUUUUAAAAUUACCAAAGUUUACCAAAGGAAGAAAGCAGAUGUCUUCUGCUGAAGUUGAUGAAUCACGUCAAAUUGCACAUGUAAGAAUCCAUGUUGAAAGGGUAAUUGGACGGUUAAGAAAAUUUCGAAUUCUUCAGAACAUUAUCCCAUUAGCUCAAGUUGAUUUACUUGAUGAUGUUAUGGUAACAAUAACUUCAUUAGUAAAUAUUAACAGUAGUGUUGUUCCUCCAAGCUCAUAUGAGUGAAAAACCUUUUUAUUUUUACUUUAUUUUGUAUUAUCUUACAUUUGGAUUGUCUCAAGUACUCUCGAGUCCUUAAUACAAGGGGAAGGGGGUGGUUAGUCAAGAUCUAAUAAAAGUAGGGGGUGAGAAUUUAAACUAAAAGUUUUAUUAUUUAUUAGUUACUAGUAUAUAUUUUGUAAAUUAUAAG
Messenger RNA from Hydra vulgaris (swiftwater hydra), 1900 nucleotides. RefSeq lists its product as uncharacterized. The record is from RefSeq and is a predicted model, not a curated record. Lineage: Eukaryota; Metazoa; Cnidaria; Hydrozoa; Anthoathecata; Hydridae.